AAAAAAAAAACCAAAAGGUAGUGAUCGUAAAACCUCCGGCAAAAAAGAGAAAAAGGGAGGCAGAAAAAAGCGAAAGCAGAGCAUUCCAAAUCGUCUCGAGUGAGUGGAAAAAAAAAGAGGGCUGCAACAAGAGAAGGGAAGAAAAGAGGGAGGCAUAUCUUCCAGCUUUCGAAGAGAAACAUGGCCCACGGUGGCUAUGGCAAGCGGAGGGUGGCUGAGCGCAAACCCCCUGUAGGCCGCCGUUCCAAAGGAUUAGGCGGAGACAAGAAGCCUAAACAAAAGCCCAAAUCCGUCUCUCUCAAGAACCAAAUUCGCUCCGUCGAGCGCAUGCUCCGCAAGAAGGAACUUCCGCCUGAAGUAAGGGAAGCUCAAGAGAAAAGGUUAGAGGAAUUGAAGAAGCAACAAGAAAUUCAUACUCGUUUGGCUCUUGAACGCAAAAUUUUCUUGCGUGAUAGGAAGAUUAAGUUUUUUGAGAGAAGAAAGAUCGAAAGAAGAACACGGCGUCUGGAGAAACUGCAGCGUGCUUCAUCUGGCCAGGCUGCUCAAGAUGUUGAUCUUGCUGACCAGCUUUCUAAAUUGAAAGAAGAUCUUGAAUAUGUUAGGUUUUUCCCCAAGACUGAGAAAUACGUAGCUUUAUUUACUGGAGGUGAAGAUCCAGAAAUUGUUGAUAGGAGAAAUAGAUUGCGCAAGCAGAUUAAAUCCAACUUAAUUGCUGCUGCAGCCAGCGGCAAGGAUUUGGAAGAGACAGGGAGUGAGGAUGAUGGACUUUUGGAUCUGAGUGAAGAUGAUUUCUUUUUAACUGGAACCUCGAGUGAUGAAGCUGAUGCAGAUGAUGAAUGGACAGAUAAAAGCACAAGGGAACCAGCUUCUAGUGCUUCUGGCAAAGCAGCAUCUGGAAUGUCAAGUGAUGAAAGAAAUCAGACUGCUGCCAGAGCUCUAAUGCCUCCUCCGCGGCCUUCAAACAAUUUGCAUGCAAAUUCAGUGCAUGCUCAAUCAAAGUUUGGAGCUUCAUCUAGUAAAAAUUCAUGGAAACAGAGGGCUGAGAUUUCUACAUCUAGCAAUACAUCAAGUAGCAGAAGUAGAGCUUCCUUUAGGGCUGGGGGGUCUUCAAGUACAAGGACAGGACACAGUAGUAAUCUAAGUUCAAAUUUAAGUUCAAAUUCUGAUGCUCAUAAACCCCGAAGGAAGAGGAGGCCAAAGAGGAAAAGGCAACAGGCCUGAAAUGGAUGGAGUCAGCAUACAUGUAACUGCACUACAAUCAAUUUAAGUAGCUUAUCAGAUAUCUAUUAUUAUUAUUUUUUGCAGGUCUGUUGUAACCACCAAAUAUUUUUCAAUUUUUUUUAUCACUAAACAGUCAGGAAUCUGUACCUUUUGCCCUUUGAAUGUUUACUUGAUCCCGCGCCUGUGAAGUGCUAGGGUUAUUGAGAAUUCUUUCCUACAGAAA
Messenger RNA from Populus trichocarpa (black cottonwood), 1444 nucleotides. RefSeq names its product rRNA-processing protein EFG1. The record is from RefSeq and is a predicted model, not a curated record. NCBI's taxonomy places the organism in Eukaryota, Viridiplantae, Streptophyta, Magnoliopsida, Malpighiales, Salicaceae. Gene Ontology annotation, cellular component: preribosome, small subunit precursor; nucleolus. The coding region runs from base 181 to 1221 and encodes 346 amino acids. The transcript is spliced from 8 exons. Gene Ontology annotation, biological process: maturation of SSU-rRNA from tricistronic rRNA transcript (SSU-rRNA, 5.8S rRNA, LSU-rRNA).